Molecule: messenger RNA, 511 nt
Organism: Radiomyces spectabilis
Lineage: Eukaryota; Fungi; Mucoromycota; Mucoromycetes; Mucorales; Radiomycetaceae
Product: ribosomal protein L31e-domain-containing protein
Exons: 2
Coding region: 87-452 (121 amino acids)
Biological process (GO): cytoplasmic translation
Cellular component (GO): ribosome; cytosolic large ribosomal subunit
Molecular function (GO): structural constituent of ribosome
Source: RefSeq, a predicted model, not a curated record
CCGCGAAGUAUUUUCUUGCUCGAAUCCACCCAUCCAUCCAUCUAUUCUCUUUAUUCAUCCAUCAUCUACCGUUGCAAUAAUCUAUAAUGGUCAAGGCUACUACUACCCAAAAGCGUUCCACUCUUUCUGACGUUAUCACUCGCGAAUACACUAUCCAUCUUCACAAGCUCGUUUUUGGCAAAUCGUUCAAGAAGCGUGCUCCCGCUGCCAUCAAGGGUAUUAAAGCUUUUGCUCAAAAGGCCAUGGGCACUGAAGAUGUUCGUAUCGAUACUGCCCUCAACAAGGCUUUGUGGGCUCGUGGUGUUCGCAACGUUCCCCAUCGCAUCCGUGUCCGCAUUUCCCGCAAGCGAAACGAUGAGGAAGAUGCUAAGCACAAGCUUUACUCGUACGUGACAUAUGUGCCCACCGCCAACUUCAAGGGUUUGGAAACUGUUGUCGUUGAUGACGAGUAGAUUAUUUUUUUUUUAUCUUUAUUCAAAUCUUCAUGCCUUCAAAAUAAACAUCUUUCAUU